AUGCAUCAUUCAUUGGCUAUAUCAGCAUCAGGUUCUUGCCUAAUGGAUGCUUCAUUUCAUUCUGCCCUUGAUGCAAAUGGUUCAAUAACAAAUGGAGGCAGUCCUUGGGCAAGUCAACAACAAUUGGAGAGAGGAGAAAUUGUAAUGGAACAUGUUUUGGGCAACAAUGAAGAUUCUGCUAGUACUGGUGGAAGACGUCGGCUUCUUGGUUCUGGGAGGCACAUCUCUUCCAAUCAACAACAACGUGGGACAUUACCCCUUCGUGUGCCAGUGCCACCACCAGUCCAGUCAACUUCUGAUUACAAUAACCAAAGUUUAACCCAUUCUUGUGCUGCUUGUUCUCCCUCAACUUUAUCAAAUAAUAAUAAUUGUCCUCCCCCACCACCUCCUCCACGUGAUCAAAAACAACGUUUAAAUACACAUGCAUAUGUUAAUGUUGAUUUAAAAACAACUAAAGGGCAAUCAUCAAAUUUGAGUGUUCGUGAAUUGCAACAACAACAAAAGAAUAAUACCUCAACAGAUAGAAGAAUGGAAUUUUUAAUUUCUGGACCUGGAGCGUUUCAGUUAUCUUCCCCCAAUCGACCAUGUGCAAUAAAUAAUAACUCGUUACAACCUCCGUCAAUAAGUUUCAAUACAAACUCUUCGAAUCCUUCCUGUUCAGCAUUUUCACCAACUUCAUCUCCAAUGCAACAUUCUUUUCAUGCAUUUUGUCCAAUUAAUAAUGAAAAUUUACAACAAUUUCAAACAUCUCCAUAUUCUUUAUCACCUUAUCGACAACAACAGCAACAACAACUUGGUUGGAAUCGUCGUGAAGUAGAAGAUCCAUGUCAUCGUUUAAUGUCUCAAUCAAUUAGUGGUGCUUUACCUCCAUCUCCUAGCGGUAUUUUUCCUUAUAAUGGAAAUGGAAGUGCCAACAAUAACGACAGUCGACAAUUGUCUUUGUAUGGAAAAACUUCGAAUAGUUUGGAACAAAUUGCAACAGGAAGAACAGCCCCAGCCCCUUUACCUUUACAAUAUUCAACAACAAAACAACAAAAUGGUUAUCGUGCCUUAAAUAGCGGCAGUAGACAACAACUUCUGCAACCUAAUAAUAAUGAAGGUGGAGGAGGAAGUAGUAGCUGUUCAACAUUAAUUACAUCUUCAACAAAUACAAUGGGAGGAGAUUUAUAA
Molecule: messenger RNA, 1170 nt
Organism: Meloidogyne enterolobii
Lineage: Eukaryota; Metazoa; Nematoda; Chromadorea; Rhabditida; Meloidogynidae
Source: the annotation of a GenBank genome assembly